UGAUCUUUUGCAACCGCAUCGAAUGCGAAUCUCCACGGCUUGCACUCCCAUAUCCGAUCGCAUCCGAUAGACUUUUCCGGCAGUUUCGAAGCGAUGGAGUUCGCGGUGGAGUCGGUGCAGCUUCUCCUACUCAUAGGCGUGAUCAGAUGUGGCAGAGCCCUUCAUCUGGGGACACCGGUGCAGCAGCAGAGUUUCGGGUACGUGCUGCAGAUCUACGAUCCCAGAUUCCUGGCGGCGGGAUCCCUGUUCAGUGCGCGCUACGUCUUGACGGUGGCGCACUGCUUCAGGAAGAACACCAAGCCGGAGCAGCUGACAGUGCGAGCGGGUCACGACCGGAUAGCCAGGGAGUUCGGCAAAGGCAGGCCGGUGGCAGGGCUGCUGCGCCACCCGAGGUUCUCGCCUCAGACCCUGCGCAACGACAUCGCCGUGCUGAGGGUCAAGGUGGCCAUUGGGUUCUCGCGCUCGGUCAACUACAUACCCCUGUGCUCGCUGGCCGUGAGGCGAGGAAGCGUCGAACCGCCACCGGUGGUCGCAGGCUGGAGCCUGAUGAACAUCAACCAGCCGCUGAAGUCGAUUAGCGUCACGGUGGAGCCGGACAAGAGCUGUCUACCCUGGUUCGCCCAGCUCCCAGCCGGCGUCUUUUGCGCCUCGACUGAGCGGGAGCGGGGGGAAGGUCUGUGCUACGGCGACUCGGGGGAUCCCCUGAUCAGCAGCGACGAGGUCUGCGGCCUGGCAAUUGGCUUUCGCCGGUGCGGGGACAAGCGGUAUCCCGCCCUCUUCACGGACGUCCACUACCAUCGCAACUUUAUCGCCCAAGCCGUACUCACAUUGGACAGGGUAACGGCGAAAACGACGAAAGGGUCAAAGGGUUGACUCGUCCAUUAACUCAGCAUAUUAACGCCAAAUGGAUCACGUAAUACAUAACCGGCUGCAGCUGAAUGAAGGCUAUUUAUGGUUGAAACACGUCUGGAGGACUCACCUGCAAGGAAAUAGACAAAGGAAAAUUCAAUCACAAUCGAAUAAAAACAGAACAAGGCGCAAAGGGAAAUUCGUUUAAUAAAUUACAUGGUAUUGUGUAAAAAUAAAGAGCGGGUAAGCCAAGGCUACGCUAAAUAUUCCAUUGCGGAAUAAAAUCUUUUAUUGCCAGGCCUUUAAAAAUGUUCCCGUUUUCACUA
Messenger RNA from Drosophila ficusphila, 1175 nucleotides. Its product is annotated as trypsin alpha-3. The record is from RefSeq and is a predicted model, not a curated record. Gene Ontology annotation, molecular function: serine-type endopeptidase activity. NCBI's taxonomy places the organism in Eukaryota, Metazoa, Arthropoda, Insecta, Diptera, Drosophilidae. Bases 94 to 873 code for a protein of 259 amino acids. The transcript has a single exon. Gene Ontology annotation, biological process: proteolysis.